This is a messenger RNA of Drosophila montana, 845 nucleotides long. Its product is annotated as lazarillo protein. Gene Ontology annotation, cellular component: cytoplasm. The transcript has 5 exons. NCBI's taxonomy places the organism in Eukaryota, Metazoa, Arthropoda, Insecta, Diptera, Drosophilidae. Gene Ontology annotation, biological process: response to reactive oxygen species; lipid metabolic process. Bases 122 to 709 code for a protein of 195 amino acids. The record is from RefSeq and is a predicted model, not a curated record.
AAGUUUAAUGAAUUAUCUUUAACGAAUCAAUAUUGCAAGCUAAGGCCAUUACUAAUGCAAUUUUGCAGAAACUGCAUGGCUCUUGUUUCUGUCAAUCUAUUCGCAGUUCAGACUUUAAAACAUGUGCAACCCACGAAUCGGCAUCUUUGGCAUAUUGAUGCUCUUGUUCGGCAGUCGCGCUAUGGGAUUAGAGGUAUUUGAAGGUGCAUGUCCAUCAAAUAUGACAGCCAUUGGUGAUUUCCAUAUGGACAAGUACGUGGGCAAGUGGUACACGUACUCAAUGUUUCCAUCACUUAAAAAAAAAAUGGCCAAAUGUCGAGCGAUCCAAAUUGACAAGUUGCCUAAUGGAAAAUUUCAACUAAAGGUGACGGAGCUACACAACGUAAAGGAUACUUUGGUGGUAAAAAAAGCGGAUAUUGAAAGCGUGGAUAGAAAGGGUGGUAAAUACACAUUGAAAACAUCAUCUUCUGCCUUUGUUGGUGGCGGGGAGAUGUAUGUGCUAGUCACUGACUAUGAUAAAUUUGCUGUACAGUUCAUGUGCAUUGAUUCCAAUGAAGUUCUUAACUUUCAAUAUGCUGUCAUACUGACACGCCAACGAUCGCCAUCGCAGGAUCUUGUAUUCCAGGCUCAACUAAUUGCCAAACGAUUGGGCGUACGAAUUGAUAAACUGAAAGUCGUUCAGCAGAAUGGCUGCCCUCCCGAUGCAUAACAGAUUCUAUAUACAUUGACUGGGCUUUAUUUUUAAAUAAAAUCAUGUACAUCAUAUUAUAUACCAUUAAAGGUUUAAUCAAAAAAUCACAUUAAAUUGAUACAUACUCAAAUUUAAUCACACAGUAAUAUAUUUA